ACGUUUCACAUCAAGAAGUGACCAAUUCUAUAUGGUAAGCUCGUCUAUAUGAAGGUUGCAGAGGGUAAGUGGGUCCAGCCGCGACGCGUAAACAAAGGAAAGAAUUGCUUUUACCUCUAUACGGCAUACAUGUCGUAAAUGCAACUACACUAUUCUACUUAACCUUUUGAUGUAUUUACUAUACCGUGUUUCUUUUGCUUCAAAUGUGCGCUCUUGUAACCUUAUUAAUUUUUUCAAUUAAAACACGUUGAGAAUACCGAAAUUAACCUUCCUACUGCCAAAGACGCAUUGUCUACAUUGAUUAAGAUGCAGUAAUUUUUUUUUCGAUUUUUUUGAGAUUAAUUUUUGUUUUGUUAAUUUUUUUUUCGCGAGCAUAUUCUUAUUAAUUGGUUCAGUCUUUUAUACAACAUAAAUUUGGUGCUAUAUCUUUUCGAUAACAUUACUAUCCGCAACCUUGUAUCCUUGUCCUCCAUUUAUCAUGCCCGGACGCGUUAUUGUUGCCCCUAAAGGUGAAUCAAUACAAUUUGUUCAACUUCUGCAUCCCGCAGAGGAACGGCUACAAUGGUACGGUCUACGAACCGAAUCAUUAUUGGAGGUAAUACAAGUGGGAGAAGAAUGUCCAAGCAGGUCUUGGUUCAUUGGAAAUGAAAUUGUAGCAGAUGGAAAGGUGUGGGUCUGUUCUCCUUGUUCCUUAUUACCGUUUGUCUUACCAGUUCUGCAAGAAUUGACUUGGAAUCGACAAAAUGAGCCUGUCCGGUAUGUUGUUCUUGAGGAUAUCAAGGAUUCGUUUGCAGCUCGAGGCCCUGCAUAUGCUCUCGUUCUCCAAAUACUUCCAAAUGCGUUUCUACGAGCUUUGAACGUUGCGUGUAGUAAAAAGGAAUCUUCCAAUGGCAUGCCCGAAACGUAUCAAUUGAGCAAGAAACAAGUGCUCACAUACCUGCAACAAAAGAUCCAGGUUGCGGUUGACAACCUACCUCCGAGUAUUUGCAGUCAUUUGCUUCAGCAGCUCACGCCUGUCGAAUAUGGAAAAAACGUGCCUGACGAUAUCGUCGCCUUGGCAAAACGUCGCUGUGCAAUUGGAUUCGUUUGCGAUGGAAUUAUUAUGCCAUUCGCAAGUGAACUUACUUUGAAUGCCGAGGAGCAUAAGCAACUAGAUACUUACGAAAAGGAUAUCCGGGACGCCAAACAGCGUUCCCAGCAUGACCAAUUUAAGGAUCCCAGCAAACGUGUCCUGACAUCAAAUAAUUCCACAACCAAAACGAAACGCUCACGAACCUCGGAAAGUGCUGGUGCACGCAAAUUGAAGUCAGUUUCUACUACAAACAUGAUGAAGAUUUCCUCCUUUUUUAAAAAGAAAGACUAAUCAGUAUGUACGUGCAUCUGCAAAUCCCCCAAAAACACACGGGUCUCCGUUACAGUAAUGGACCGCGCUACUUGACGCGAGCUUUUUCAUUCAUGAAUUUCCACUAUGCACUAAUUGUUCUUAGCUUACCAAUUACUUGCUAAUCCUUUUUUUCGGGAGAACAGAGCCAGUGUUGUCUGUAAUACUUCAGCUCUGCAAUACUCUCCUCAAUAUCCGAGAGGGCACGGUGAGCCAAACGCUUUUUAAAGGGAGGAAUAUCGGGACGCCAACGUCUGCAAAGCUCUUUAAUGGUGGAGACGUCAAUGAUUCGAUAAUGAAGAUGCUCAAUUACCUUUGGCAUUUCGACGGUCAGAAAACGCACAUCUGCAUGAACAGAGUUGCCUGCAAUGAGAGCCUCUCUACGCCGAGGAAUGUACUUUUGAAUGUAGUUGAGCAAUUUUUGUUCUACUUGAUUCACUGACUGCUUGCAUUGCCGACAACGUUCUGUCAAACCUGAUGCUCCGUGAUGAUCAAUGCACCAAUCGUUCAUCUGACGAAGUUUGUCGUCGUCGACAUGGAUUGUCUCCUCAAACUUUUCUUCAAUGGGGUUUAAAUCGCCGUCUGUGAUGAUGGCUGCCACUUCCAUAAGCACAUCCUUGCCAACUUCCAAUCCUGUCAUCUCACAGUCAACCCAUACGAGUGGGGAACGAAGAGCAGCAGUCAUGGUAUGCGUUCUAAGUGGUGUAUUGAAGGAAAAACUUCUAGGUGAUUUAUCUGUGCGUUUUACAGAUUAGAAAAAAAGAUACGUUGACAAAAACGCAAAUGUUGCCGCAAAACAUCGUACAUGGAAAACUGAACGUUUGGAAGCCAGCACUAAAAGUCCUACUAAGUCUCUUGACUGGCGUAAUAUGAGGAUUUUGUCUUAUAAGGCGAACGUAAGAAAUGAAGCUUGUUGUAUGACAACGCAUAACAGCUGCUAGUGUCUCUUACAGCCCACUUCUACAGUCUACCUUUGUCAACGGAUAUUCCCCAUGCUUAAGCAUUCGCUACGACCACGUGUAUCGUGUUCCGAAAUCUUUUACCUCUUCUUUUUCUCAGACAACAUCUCUACGGCCGUUUCGCUUCGUAGUCGUCUUUGCGGCAGCAAUUUUUUAACUUACUCUCUGUACUAGCUUAGUAGUAGUAGCACUUGCAAUUGUAUCUUGUCAAACAAGUCAGUCCCAAUUUUUAACAGAUAGAUCACUAUGAAUAGACAACUGUAAAGUUUUCGUUGCAAUUACUAUUCAGACAAAUCCUUCUAUCCUACACAGCUG
Schizosaccharomyces japonicus yFS275 is the source of this 2655-nucleotide messenger RNA. RefSeq names its product ribonuclease H2 complex subunit. The transcript has a single exon. The record is from RefSeq and is a predicted model, not a curated record. The coding region runs from base 479 to 1363 and encodes 294 amino acids. NCBI's taxonomy places the organism in Eukaryota, Fungi, Ascomycota, Schizosaccharomycetes, Schizosaccharomycetales, Schizosaccharomycetaceae. Gene Ontology annotation, cellular component: ribonuclease H2 complex; nucleus.